UCGUGCCAAACUCAUUCAGUUUUCCUGCAAAUUCUUUUCCAGUUAUCCGAAAGUCGUAGUUUGAGUUUUGUUUCGAUCCUCGUUUUCUGGGCAAAGAAAAGAACGUUAAGCCCUGUCAUCCAUCGGUUUGGUAAAUUAAGCUGACAGGUGACAGCAUCUGCAUUUUGGAGACUUGAAUCUCGAUGCGUUGAUCGUUGCAGUCACUUGCUGUGCUGACUAAAAAAUCCGACGUCAUGUCUCUUCCAUUCAAACGCGGGCGUGGACGGCCGAAGAAAAACUCCGUUUUCUUCAGCCCUGAUGGUGUAGGGCCUGCCUGUGGCGUCCGUAAAUCACUACGAAACACUGCAGUUCCCGGUGUGUCAUACAAAAAGCUAGUGGAAUCCAUCGGAAUCGAUUCAUCGGUUCCACCGACCUCAUGGCGCAAAGCCAUCGAUCAUUCCGCGGAGAUUAUCCUCUUCUACCAACUUGAUCUCCGGGGAGGUUUUCCAAAGUUGAGCAAAAGCAUUCGCAUCCGCGCCGAGGAUUGCGUGUGUAACGGCCAAAGCGGUUCCUUGUUGAUUCCGACAGUGUACGUUGACGAGAAUCCUGUGAGCUCCUCAUUUGUAGAAACCAUCAUCGGGCGACAGUAUCUGGCGGAUGGCGAUGAUCUCAUGAAGCUGCUUGAUCAUGCAGGGGUCUUUCAGGACGGGACGGAUGAGGCCAAAGCGGAUGGAGAUGAUGUAGGAAAUGGAAAGGUGGAUGGAAAUAAGUGCGAAGCAGAUUAUGGGGAAACGUGUAUGCAGACAAAUUUGCCUGCGGACGAAGGCAUUUCUGCAGAGGCGGAGAAGAUUAGUGAUAUACUGCCUUCCACGGAUGCCACAUCUGCCGUCAAUGCAACGGUCAUCUGUACGUCGAGCCACCCCGUUAUGGAUCUCACUUCUAUGUUUACGCUACCGACAUCCUUGCCUUCGAGGCAUUUUGAAAUGGAGCCUAUGAUGGUCACGGCUUCCGGAAUCUCCCCUUGCAUGGCCAAAAAUGAAGAACUCGAGGAACCGGCUCUCGGUUUCGACGGCGUCGAUGGUGAUGGAACGGCUGAUUCCGAUUACGAGCAACCGCCUGAUGAAGAUUCGGAUGAUCCCGAUGACGUUGACGGACAUGGAACCACGCGGAAAAGCACUAGACUAAAAAGCGCGAAAAAACGAGGUGCUAAAGUAUCCAGUAAGGCAGUCAACAGCGAGGUUUCUGUUUCUCAAGAAUACACUACGCAUGCUCCACGUUCGCCGACCGUAGAAAGCAAAAUCCGCGUGUUUAAAGGAAGAAAACCGCCUAAUGCUCACAAUAUAACAGACGUGGAGGCAGAGACAAAUCUAUUCAAGACGUGUAAAGCCGAUAAGCGGAAAUCUUGCUUUUUCUGUCCUAGCAAGAUAAAUCGUCGAACGACGGUAUUGUGCGUUUCAUGUAAAAAUCAUGUUUGUGGAGAGCAUUAUGGUGCGGUAUGCCUGCAAUGCAUGGAAAAAGCGGGCUUAUGUUGAUGUUACUGUAAUUGCUGUGUUUUUGACACUGUAUACUCUUUUCUUACUGUUACGAUUCUUACGAACACUGGAAAUUAUUCCCGCCUGGGCCUCGUAUUUUUGUUUCAAAACUAGUUCUGCGCAGCAAUCUUCUUCCGCGGGUUAAUCAUGAUCAAUUUCUGUAGAUCGAUCUUGUUGUAAGUUUGCCACCGAAUACACUCCUACGAAGCACAACUAAUUCAUCGUAUAAAUACAUAUGGUAGAUGCUACUGCAAAUGAUAGGAAACCGUUCCAUUUAUAGUUGCUAAAAAAACGGGACAGUCUUUUUACCGCAGUAUCACUUUCACUUA
Messenger RNA from Paramacrobiotus metropolitanus, 1840 nucleotides. RefSeq lists its product as uncharacterized. The record is from RefSeq and is a predicted model, not a curated record. The transcript has 5 exons. The coding region runs from base 234 to 1511 and encodes 425 amino acids. NCBI's taxonomy places the organism in Eukaryota, Metazoa, Tardigrada, Eutardigrada, Parachela, Macrobiotidae.